Paramuricea clavata is the source of this 4094-nucleotide messenger RNA. The record is from the annotation of a GenBank genome assembly. Lineage: Eukaryota; Metazoa; Cnidaria; Anthozoa; Malacalcyonacea; Plexauridae.
AUGGUCGAAAAAGCCCUAAAACGUAAGAUAGCUGGGCUGGAAGAUGGGGCUUCUGAGAGUCGAAGGAAGAAGGCCCGCAAAAAGAUGGUGAGUAAAGAUCCUGGUGGUGAAAGUAGCGAAGAUAUCGUGAAAGAAUUUUUAAAAUUAACUGGUGUGAAACAAACCAGACUGAAAGGUGAGAAGUAAAGUUAGAAUAAUACUGAAGUAUAUCAGUUUAUAAUAUAUAAAUUGCAAGAUAAUAUGGAAAUAUGAUAUAGCUAUAAGAUGGUUUUAAGGUCAAAUAUUUGGAUGAAACAAUACAUGCACGAGAGAGUUCUUCAACGAGCAUCAAAAUGUUUGACGUCUUAACUCAUUGAGUCGCAUUGCGCUCUGAUGCGCCCUACUUUAUUAUUUUACUCUGUCUAACGCCAGACGAUUUUACUUGUCAAGGAGUGAGCACUGGCACUUAAUAGGUUAACUGGCCUAUCUGCCCAUUAACCCAUUGAGUCGCAUUGCACCCUGAUGCACCCUACUUUAUUACUUUACUCUGUCUAACUCCAGACAAUUUUACCUGUUAAGGGGAGAGUGCUGGCACUUAAUGGGUUAACUGGCCUAUCUGCCUAGAUGCACCCUACUUUAUUAUAAAUUUUACUCUGUCUACAGACCCUAACUCAUAAACAGCAAGAUAUGUUUCUAUAUCUUGUAUAUGCAGGCAUUCUGGAAUUCCGCGAUUUUGCGGAAUUGUCCAAAAAUUGCGGAAUUCAGUUUAUUAAACUGCAGAGAAUUCCACUAAUUAAUUAAACUUUGGUAAAGUUUUUUUUUAUUGUUCCCUUAAAUUCACAAAACGAUACAUUUGUGUGAUCUGAUACAAGAUGUUUUGUAAAAUUUAAAGCCUUACAAACGGAGGUUUCCUUCAAAGUAGAAGGACUUUCAUUGAUAUAUAUUUAUCAUUUCACUAGCCACUAACAUUUAUUUGCAUUUUAAAUUUUCAAUUUCUAGUAAUAUUCCUGCAACUGCACUUCAGGUUCACACAAUGUCAUUUACGAUAUGUACCUUUGGUUCGUGAAAAAAGUUUGAUAAUGUUUGAUGAAAAUUCAGUUUUCCAUGACCGUAGAUAAAUACAAUUUUAAAACAUUGGCAGUGGCAAAACGUUAGCAAAAAUCCAUGCACUGUGAUUGUUUCUAUUUUGGUUUCUCAAACUUGCUGUCACAUGGUACUUCGAUUAAGAGCCGCAGAUUGAAAAUUAGUAUGGCGCUUAUUCGGGGACUGCUCUCAAACGAGUAAUUACAGUUUUUACAUAGAUGCAGUUUUUUAUGUUGGGACUCACUGUAUGUUAAAUAUGUCAGAUUUCUUGUGAAACCGAGAACUUUUAUUCAGCUUUCUAAUAUAUCAGUUUUACUAUCUAAAUUGAAGUGACCCUACAAUUACUGUUUAUAGCGGUGGAUAUUGAUACUUUGCCUAGAAUGAACAUCUGAAUUUUGUCUUCAGAAUUACUCAUUUUGGUCGCGGAACUGCAAUUGACCUUAAAAAUUCUGUGGAAUUUGCUAUUUUUGUCCGUGGAAUGCCAGAAUGCCUGUAUAUGUGGAUAAUAAUGAAACUGCUGGCAGCUGUAAUAGAUAGCUUCAGUCAUCAGAGACUAUCAAAAAUCACAUUUCUGAAACAUUUCAUUACUCAAUUCACCCAAAAGAACUCCAUACUCAUGGGCGUACGGGAAGGAAAAAAAUAACUUCCCACAAAAUUGACAGAAUUUGCCCCCAUUUAUUUUUAUAAUAAGCCUAUAUUGCCCGACUGUGAAGCGAAUAUUGCCCGACUGGCUUUGUCUGCCCAACAAACUGGGGGGGGGCUGCCCCCCACCCGGUACUCCCAUGUCCAUACUUGCAAAAGUUUGCUGAUGAAAUGUUUUUUACUAGCAAAGGCUAAAAUUUUACCAUGCAUUUUGUGCGUUUGCAAGAGUUAAAUUUGAGGCUUCACCUCAUAGACUCUGGGGGAAUCAGGCUAGAGUCUAUAAUGUAGGCUUUUGAGCUAGGUUUUGGAUAUUAUUGAGAGUGGCAUCCUGUUAUAGGUUUCAAACAAUUCCUGACAACUAUACAGAAUGCAGAAGAAAAACAUGAAAUCAUUUUGAAAUAUGUACAAAGUCGUCCAGAUUGUUCAGAGGUAUUUGAAGUUUUGAAUCAAAGUCCAGAGCAAAGAUCAUUAUUUGAGGUAAUUAUUGCAACAAUGGAAUUCUAGUAAUUUUAUUUUGUAAAACAUUAAUGGAUGGACUGAAUAAUAUUUCAAUAGUGGAUGACCCGAAGCUACAUUAAUUUUACACACUGACACUGUGAUUUGUCAUAUACGAUUGUCAUUCUAGCACACAAAAAUUACUGCUGACAGGGGCGUAACUGGGGGGGGGGGGGUGACACCCCCAAGGGUGAAUUAUUGCAGAGUAAUUUGCUGCAAAGAAAGGCGUUCUUACAAUUUUGUUGGGCAAAUGUGCAGGGCAGUGCUUUGGUAGGGCAAUUAUCGCCAACAUUUGCCCUGCAUCGGGACAAAUAUAUCAUAUAAUCACAUGCACAAAUUUAAAAAGAAACCUCCCAAUUUUGACAAUUUUAAUUUGGGCUAACCGUACAAGCUGUAAUUAUAAGAUUUUUAAGAUGAAGUAAGUACAGUUAUAAAUAGAAGUUUUAUAAAGAGAAAUUACGAGAAGUCAGAAUGCACGAGGAGAAAACAAUCUGCGAAACCAAGAAGCAAUAAAGAUCCUUUUGGACAUCGCUAGAACAUUGGCAAGGCAACAGCUGGCUUUUAGAGGGCACGAUGAAAAGCACAAAAGGAACUUUAUUCAGAUAACAAAUCUCGUUGCAAGACAUGAUAGUCGACUUCAGUCGUGGCUGUCCGACGAUAACAUGAAACCUUAUGCAGUAAAAUACCUAUCACCCAGUUCCCAAAAUGAAUUUAUCUACAUGUAGAAGAUGUUAAGAAUCGUAUUGUAAGGGAUGUCGUUUCAGCUGAAUUGUAUUCGGUCAAGGCCGAUUCGUCUCCGGAUACUUCAAAUACUGCCUCGUUGUGGCAGUAUGUUACGUUGAUGAAAACAACGUGCCUAACGAGAGAGUUCUGGAGAUGAAAGAAACAACAGACAAAACCGCGAGCAAAGGUCAUGCGAAGGAGAUUCUCGACUCUCUUAAAGCACGAAUACCUGGUGGCCAAGAUGCGUUGGUGUAUCAGUCUUAUGAUUACACAACCUCGAUGUCUAGGAUUUUCAAUGGGGCUCAACAAUGUUUGCAGGAGUUGAUUGGACGUAACAUUCCUUAUAUCCCAUGCCAAGGUCAUAGGUAUUAUGUCAAGUGCGAUGUUGAACAUUACUGUACCAGUACUUAGGAAUUAACUAUUUAAAACGUGUCUUUUAAUGUACAUAUACUCUAAUUAGCAUACUGUAUAAUUUUCAAUUUUUAUUUAGGUCGAAUACAUUCAAUGUACUGUACAUUGUUCAAUAGCCUCCAUGUUUGUCUAGAUGUAUAGCUUGCUCGAAGAUCCGGCUCUAUGUAUUUUUCAGCAAAAGCUGUAAACGAGAUACAGUAUUGCGAGAUCACAUGAAACAAGUUGAAAACGCUCUCAAACUACGGAAUCUCGCAAAGACAAGAUGGGUGUACAGAAGUGAAUCAAUUGAAGCAGUAUGGAGUUCUUUUGAAGCCAUAAGAAAUUCCUUAGCGGAAGUAGCAGAGAAAGACAACGACGCAUUGGCAAGAACCAAAGCAGCUUCUCUCCGAAAGAAAAUUGCCAAGUUUGAGUUUGUUUUCGCUAUUAUGUUCAUGAGGCUGAUUAUGAGAAAGACCAAUAUCCUGACUGUGCAGAUGCAGAAGCCAGACCUUAAUAUCCUAGAUGGUCUUGCACUGAUUGAUCAAACUGUUACGUCGUUGGAAAGAAUUCGAAACACCGAAUCUGAAUUAAAUGAUCAAAUAGACGCCAGUGUUGAGUUUGCGAAGACGCUAGGUUCCAAUCCCGCGGACGAGUUUGCUAAAAAGUGUGGUAGAAGAAUAAGCAGACGGUUGAAUGACAGCCCUGAGACGUCGGCGGCCAUUUCACUCCACGCCAGCUAUCGAAAAUGUAUGACUGAAGUCCUUGAUUCUCUCAAUACAUAG